AUGGCCUCCAACGAAGAGUCCCUCGACCGUCUGAAGCAGUUGGAAGAGCAGUUCGAUGCACUGCGUAGGGCAUUCGAGGCGCUUGCCGUUCACGUGCCACCAGAGCUCUCACUGGAGAUCGCGACAAGAUUUGGCCUUGACUGGUUCAAGUCCGGGCACUCCGAAAACGCCUUUGAGUUGCCGCUUCCUACUCCGUCAGACGAUCUCAAACGGUGUCGAGCUGCGGGUUAA
Perkinsus marinus ATCC 50983 is the source of this 231-nucleotide messenger RNA. RefSeq lists its product as hypothetical. The coding region runs from base 1 to 231 and encodes 76 amino acids. The record is from RefSeq and is a predicted model, not a curated record. Lineage: Eukaryota; Perkinsozoa; Perkinsida; Perkinsidae. The transcript has 3 exons.